Molecule: messenger RNA, 1872 nt
Organism: Effrenium voratum
Lineage: Eukaryota; Dinophyceae; Suessiales; Symbiodiniaceae
Source: the annotation of a GenBank genome assembly
AUGCCCAGCAGCUGCCUUUGUUUCUGCAAGGCGAGCGCCCUCAAAGGAAACCCUGGCUGGCUUUUUUGGUUGGCUUCUGGCUGGCUUGGCUUGGCUCCUGGCUGGCUUUCUGGCUGGUUUGGUUUGGCUUCUGGCUGGCUUUCUGGCUGGUUUGGUUUGGCUCCUGGCUGGCUUUCUGGCUGGUUUGGUUUGGCUCCUGGCUGGUUUGGUUUGGCUCCUGGCUGGCUUUCUGGCUGGUUUGGUUUGGCUUGGCUGGCUUUCUGGCUGGUUUGGUUUGGCUCCUGGCUGGCUUUCUGGCUGGUUUGGCUUGGCUUCGAUGGCGCGAAGAAGUUCCAGGACGGCGGCCUGCCGGCGCUGGACGAAGAGUUCUGCCGGCUGAGCCCCGAGGCCUUGGCGGAGAACCUGCCGAACUACGAGGACAGGCGCGCGCUGCUGGCCAGGGACCCGCUGGCUUGCGCGGAGGGCUUCAGGACGCUGGUGCUCCUGACGCUGCGCCACCUCUUGGGGGUCAGGUUCUGCCCGCGCUGCCCGAACUGCGCGACUUCGGGGCAGCCUUGCAGCGACGCGUUCGGGAGCAACGCCGUGGCCGGCGGCGGCGUGCUGGGCAGAGUUGACGCGGUGUUUGGCUCCAUCGAGUGUCAAAAGAGCGGAGCCCUCCACGCCCGCAUGCAAGUGUUCGUCCAGUAUGCUUCCUACACUGCCCAUGUCCGGCGCUCCGUCUACUGCGACCCGGACGGCUGGGAGCGCGAUCGGGCCGCCGCGGAGGAGGAGUGGCCGGAGUACAAAGACUGCGCCUUGAUGUUGAGCCGGCCGGCCUACCAGGCGAGCCGCCGGCUGCGGCCCGAGGAGUGGACGCGGCGAUACUUGGCGGAGGACGUGGAGCAGCUGCAGCAGCGCAAGCAACAUCAUGUGCAUCUUUCUGCCGGCCCAGGCGGCGAGCGGCGGCCCCUGGCCCACUGCCGCGACCCCAAGGAUCCGACGAGGUGCAAGAGCGGUUUCCCCCGCAACAGCCAGUUGAUUCUGGGCCGAACGGCUCUGGUCUGCCGCGGCUUGGCCGAGCAGCUGGACCUGCCCGUCAAGGGCAAGCGGAGUUCUUUGGGCCUGCAGUGGGGCCCGGUCAACGACCCGAACCUCAACGGCAACCGCCCGGCGCUGCUGGCGGCGCUGCGCUGCAACGGCGACCUCCAAGCGCCUUAUCGGUUCCCCGUGACGAAGGAGACCCACGACGACGCGCUCUGCCAGGAGGAGACCUGCGUCGGCGACGGCGACGUCAAGCUGCUCGUCCGAGAAGCGCAGAGGACCCAGGCCGGGCGGGAAGUGGCCGCGGUUUUGCCCGGCUCUGUUUGCUCUCGCGUCGCGCAGGCCGCCCAAGCUGGCUACGGCUGCGACUACAUGAACAAGCGGCUGCCCAUCGCCGUGCAAGAGCUCAAGGAGUGGCAGCGCGGCCAUCGGGAGCUCGGCGAAGACUUGAAGGACAAGCCCGCCGGCUACAUCGGGGCGAGGGUGGCCAAGCGGCUGACCACGGACUGCUACGCCCGCGGCGUCUGCCGCGGCGCGGUGGAGUGCGCCAAUUUGACCACGCGCCAGGCGGGCAACGACCCCACGGCGGCCGAGUCUCUCAAGACGGCGCCCGUCCGCCUCCAACUCCUGGAGGCGGCGGCCGCCGGCGAAGCUUGGCCGGCUGAGCCGCGACAGCUGCGGACAGACGCACGGCCGGCGGCUCAGCGAGGGCGCGUGGUCUCCUGCCCGUUCUGGACCUUCUACGGGUUCGCGCGCCACUUCCUCUUCAAGCUGGCCAAGCGGCCCUUUGCGCUGGAGCAGCUGAGCGAGCGGCGCGACAAAGGUUUUCACGCCUCGCUGACGCGGGCUGGG